GAUGUCAUCAUUCUUGGGAGAGCCAAUUUGUGGCUCGAACUUUACUUUCAGAACAGAAGUUUGCCUCAGUUCAACCGCGGUAAUGUCAAUAGUUGCUUCCGCGACUGUUGUAGGCAACUUUCUGCUGCUAUUGACUAUUUACCUCAACUAUCGACGUCUUUUUCGCACUCCUUCUACAUUUUUAAUCGCAAACCUUGGCUUUUCAGAUUUGCUUGUCGGCUUGCUGGUUGGUUUCCCCGUCGCUGUGAGAGAUGUAUACCGUUAUCAUGGUGCUAGUCUCGAAGGAAUCACGGAAAUCAUACAAGUUUGUGGGGGGCUGACGAUGUUUGUGAAUGGUUUCUCUAUCAUCGCAUUGUCGGUGGAUCGAUACAUUGCCGUGUCAGACCCGAUGCGAUACCGAUUGAGAGUGACAAGGAAACGAAUCAAGAUAUUUUUCACUCUGUUGUGGAUUUCUUCAGCUUUAUUGUGUUGUUUACAAUUGACGGGUAUUGACAAGAAAGUUUACGUCACUAUUUAUCUGCACACCCAUGCUACAAUUCCCAUAUUUGUUCUGACAGCGGUCUGCAUUAAAAUGUUCCAAGCCCUUAAGAGUCAUCGACAGGAGAUGCAAACUCUGAGAAAUUUUUCAUUUCUAAAAAGGCAGGAAAUGGAACGAGAGCGAAAAAUGGCUAAAACAGUUUUCAUAAUUUUAGUGCUAUUUUAUCUAACUUUGCUUCCGUCGUACAUCACAUUGCAUGUCGUGCAUUUGUACCGUGGCUCUAAUUUUGAACUAAGAUCAAUAUUUCGCCAAGUCGAUUUUAUAGCCACCAGGUUCUUGUUUUUGAACUCUGCAAUCGACCCAUUUGUUUACGCAUGGAGAAUCCCUAAGUAUCGCGAAGGUUUUACGAAGAUUGUGUCUUUUGUGAGGCAUCGAAAAAAAACCGAAAAGAUUUCUAAGGGGAAUGACGUUGUAGUGACGAGAAAUGAUGAAGAACUGUCGGUUCAAGACACUUAUCUGUAG
Stylophora pistillata is the source of this 1000-nucleotide messenger RNA. Its product is annotated as adenosine receptor A3-like. Gene Ontology annotation, molecular function: G protein-coupled receptor activity. NCBI's taxonomy places the organism in Eukaryota, Metazoa, Cnidaria, Anthozoa, Scleractinia, Pocilloporidae. Gene Ontology annotation, biological process: G protein-coupled receptor signaling pathway. The record is from RefSeq and is a predicted model, not a curated record. Gene Ontology annotation, cellular component: plasma membrane.